AUGGUGGCCGUGCAACUGCUAGCGCACGAUGUUGGCAAGAAGAACCUGCUCAUUAUGGACGAGGUUACCCAGGGGUUCGACAGCGAGAACCGUUUGCGCAAGGAGGUAGCGGUGUCCAUGCUUGGGCACUCGAUGACGGACGCCUUCCAAGUGUUUGACGACCUUCUUGUUCUCAAGAACGGGGAAGUGGUUUACCAUGGGGCUGGGGAAGAUAUCGUGGAGUACUUCAGCGACUUGGGCUACCAGUGCACUCCGGGCCAACGAGUCGGGCAAUUCUUGCUCAACCUGGCAGCAGAGCAAAAA
This is a messenger RNA of Phytophthora sojae, 303 nucleotides long. RefSeq lists its product as hypothetical. The annotation marks the transcript as partial. The record is from RefSeq and is a predicted model, not a curated record. Gene Ontology annotation, molecular function: ABC-type transporter activity. NCBI's taxonomy places the organism in Eukaryota, Oomycota, Peronosporomycetes, Peronosporales, Peronosporaceae. The transcript has a single exon.